Messenger RNA from Oncorhynchus kisutch (coho salmon), 2256 nucleotides. It is a transcript of the gene ldah, whose product is annotated as lipid droplet associated hydrolase. The coding region runs from base 415 to 1380 and encodes 321 amino acids. Lineage: Eukaryota; Metazoa; Chordata; Actinopteri; Salmoniformes; Salmonidae. Gene Ontology annotation, cellular component: lipid droplet. Gene Ontology annotation, molecular function: lipase activity. The record is from RefSeq and is a predicted model, not a curated record. Gene Ontology annotation, biological process: lipid storage. The transcript is spliced from 7 exons.
GAGAGAGAAGAAGACGAAGCAAACGGCGAGGUUUCAAACCACUUAUAUUGUAGUAGUGUUGCGCAGAAUAUCACAUCGUUAAGUAUUGAUGGGAUUUCAGCCAUAUUAAACGCUGCUCCCAUGUUUUAAAAGAUCUGAUACACAGCUGAAUUGUCUCAGAUCCCCACACAUGCGGCCGUAUCUUCAAGGUGUGAUAAUUUGCUGAACAGGGUUCAAAUGUAGCUAUCUAAUCUGGAACGACACGGAAGACUGUCAGACUGGACCAGCACGAAGCCGGGUGCGCGUUAUCGCUCGUCUUUCUUCAGUCUCACUGGCACACACUACUAAGGCAUCACCAUCUUCUGUGUAGCAAAGCAUUUGGAAUACAGUAGCUUCGGCAAAACAUUUCAUUUCGAGAAGUAAUUUGCCUUUGAGAUGGGAUCCUCAGUGAUGGAGGAUAAGGAUGAGGCCUACACAGAGCACCUAUACUGCUGUGGUGCUGUCACAGAAGUGCUCAAAUUCGGCACCCAUAACCUACAUUCUGGCAAACCUAAAGUGCUUUUUCUCAUCAUACCAGGUAACCCAGGUGUGGUUGGCUUCUACAAGACCUUCAUGCAGACGCUUCACCAGACAUUGGGGCGGCGCUACCCUGUGUGGGCAGUGAGCCAUGCUGGACACUGUGUGCCUCCUGAUACUAUGGACAUGAUUGAAGACCCAACAGUGAUGGCAGCGGGGGACGUGUUUGGUUUGAACGGGCAGAUAGAGCACAAGCUGGCCUUCCUCACGGAGCACGUUCCCAGGGACUCUCGCCUGGUCCUGGUGGGCCACUCCAUUGGCUGCUACCUCAUCCUGGAGAUGAUGAAGAGGGAUCCUGAGCUGCAGGUGGUGAAGUCAGUGAUGCUGUUCCCCACCAUCGAGCGCAUGGCGGCGACCCCUCAGGGAAGGGUCAUGACCCCGGUGCUGUGCCGCCUGCGCUAUGUGGCUUACCUGCCCAUCUUCCUCCUCUCUCUUCUACCUGAUGUACUCAAGGCCUUCAUGGUGAAGCUGGUCUUCGGAGGGCUGCGUUCAUUGGACCACUCGACCGUGCCGUCUACUGUUAGCCUCAUUAAUGUGGACACCGCUGCCAAUGCUAUGUACAUGGGGAGUCAAGAGAUGUUGGAAGUUCUGGAGAGAGACAACUUCACCAUCAAUCAAAACCUUGACAAGCUUGUGUUUUACUAUGGAGCCAGUGACCACUGGUGCCCUGUGCAGUAUUAUCAGGAGAUCAAGAGGAAGUUUCCAGAGGGAGACAUCAGACUGUGUAGUCGAGGAAUUCGUCAUGCCUUCGUCUUGGACGCAGGAAAGGAAGUGGCUGGUAUGAUCUUUGAAUGGAUCCGCGAAGAUUUGCAGACAUGGAGCUAGUUUCAAAUACGCUCCAAGCAGCAUGCCAGUGUGACCGUGAUUUAAAGAAAUUGUCAUCGAAAUAUCAAUUGGAUAAUGAUAUUGUCGGUUUAUGUUACCUAAAUUCAUGUAAAACUUUAAAGGAGUGAUGACAUCUGGUAGUGAAAUGAAAGAAUGAAUAUAUUUGUCCAAAUCAUUGUCAAAGCUCUUUAAGCACUAAACCAGUUCCCUAGGCUAUAACGUGUGAUUAUAGCCACUACUGUACCAUCACUGCCUUAUAGUUACAGAGAUAUCAGGUAGGCUUCAACAACCACAUAGUUUUUAUGAAAAUCCCAAAAUUGACUUGUAUUUUGACAUUGGACCCCAAAACUUUGUUCUCUCUGUUUUCUUACCCGAUUUUACAUUUUAAAAUGUGUUUUUAUUUCAAUAUACUGUGUAGCUAAGUAAUGCAUAAUGACCAAAACAUUGAUACGAUUAUUAAUUCUAAUUGUAUUGAUUUGCGUAUCGCGUUAUAUCUUUAUUGGACCACCAAUCAUAUAAAUAUGUAUUUUUUGUUACCAAAUUUCUGUUGGGUUGGCAGGCAAUUGUGAUACUUGACUUUGUAAAGUAAUGGUAUGUGUUUGCUGAAGAGGACCAAGAGAAAUCAGCUGGAAUCUAUUCAUACAUUUGAUUAGUUCAUAGGUUCUUAAUUACCCUGUAAUGUAACUAUUCAAUCAAAAACAACAUCCUUUUUGUUUUGCAAAAAUGCACAUUAAUGUCAAACCAACUCAAAGGCAUAUUAACUCAAACAUGCUUUCCUGAUGCAUGGAAAGAAAGAAUGCUGUUUCUGAAUUAUUCCAGACACGUGUUGAACAUGUUUGAUUGCGCAUGGCAAAAUGUGUUGGCAGAUCAACUCAA